UGUCAUGGGGGAGGUGGUGGCGCUUGGUGGCUCCUGGCGGCCGAGGUAGAGGAAGAGGCACUGGAGUUGGUCCGGAGGCAGCGGCAGAUUUGAGGCUGCUACAAUAACUUCCAGGGAAGACUGCCAGUUCAUCUGCUGUUGUAACCCAAGAUCUUGAUACACAUCCAUAGAUCGGAAUAUUAGUGGGGCAGCAAUCCUCAGACGCCUCACUUAGGACAGAUGAGGAAACUGAGGCUUGGUGAAGUUACGAAACUUGUUCAAAGUCACACAGCUUGUAAAGGGCACAACCAACAUUCAGAGCCAGGUUAUAAAAAUUAAAAUGAACAAACUACGGCAAAGUUUUCGAAGAAAGAAAGAUGUUUAUGUUCCAGAAGCCAGUCGUCCACAUCAGUGGCAGACAGAUGAAGAAGGGGUUCGCACGGGAAAAUGUAGCUUCCCAGUUAAGUACCUUGGCCAUGUGGAAGUUGAUGAGUCAAGAGGAAUGCACAUCUGUGAAGAUGCUGUAAAAAGACUGAAAGCUGAAAGGAAGUUCUUCAAAGGCUUCUUUGGAAAAACUGGAAAGAAAGCAGUGAAGGCAGUCCUGUGGGUGUCAGCGGAUGGACUAAGAGUUGUGGAUGAAAAGACUAAGGACCUCAUAGUUGACCAGACAAUAGAGAAAGUCUCAUUCUGUGCCCCAGAUAGGAACUUUGAUAGAGCCUUCUCUUACAUCUGUCGGGAUGGCACCACGCGACGCUGGAUCUGUCACUGCUUCAUGGCUGUCAAGGACACGGGUGAAAGACUGAGCCAUGCAGUAGGCUGUGCCUUCGCAGCCUGUUUAGAGCGUAAACAGAAGCGGGAGAAGGAAUGUGGAGUGACUGCUACUUUUGAUGCCAGUCGGACCACUUUUACAAGAGAAGGAUCAUUCCGUGUCACAACUGCUACUGAACAAGCAGAAAGAGAGGAGAUCAUGAAACAAAUGCAAGAUGCUAAGAAAGCUGAAACAGAUAAGACGGUUGUUGGUUCAUCAGCAGCCCCUGGCAACACUGCGCCAUCCCCGUCCUCUCCUACUUCUCCCACUCUGGAUCCCACUGCCUCUCUGGAGAUGAACAAUCCUCAUGCCAUCCCACGUCGGCAUGCACCAAUUGAACAGCUUGCUCGCCAAGGCUCUUUCCGUGGAUUUCCUGCUCUUAGCCAGAAGAUGUCACCCUUUAAACGCCAGCUAUCCCUACGCAUCAACGAGUUGCCUUCCACUAUGCAGCGGAAGACUGAUUUCCCCAUAAAAAAUGCAGUGCCAGAGGUAGAAGGAGAGGCAGAAAGCAUCAGCUCCCUGUGUUCUCAGAUCACCAAUGCCUUCAGCACACCCUCUGAGGACCCCUUCUCCUCUGCUCCGAUGACCAAACCAGUGACUGUGGUGGCACCACAGUCUCCUACCUUCCAAGCUAAUGGCACUGACUCAGCCUUCCAUGUGCUUACUGCUAAGCCAGCUCAUACUGCUCUAGCACCCGUAGCAAUGCCUGUGCGUGAAACCAACCCUUGGGCCCAUGCCCCUGAUGCUGCUAACAAGGAAAUUGCAGCCACACAUCCGGGGACCGAGUGGGGUCAGUCUUCUGGUGCCGCCUCUCCAGGCCUCUUCCAGGCGGGGCAUAGACGCACUCCCUCUGAGGCUGACCGCUGGCUAGAAGAAGUAUCGAAGAGUGUCCGGGCCCAGCAGCCCCAGGUCUCAGCUGCCCCUCUGCAGCCAGUUCUCCAGCCACCUCCACCCACCGCCAUCUCCCAGCCAGCACCACCUUUCCAAGGGAGUGCAUUCCUCACCUCCCAGCCUGUGCCAGUGGGUGCGGUCCCCCCCCUGCAGCCAGCCUUUGUCCCUGUCCAGUCCUAUCCUGUGGCAAACGGGAUGCCCUAUUCAGCCCCUAACGUGCCUGUGGUAGGCAUCACCCCCUCCCAGAUGGUAGCCAAUGUGUUUGGCACUGCAGGUCAUCCUCAGGCUGCCCACCCCCGUCAGUCACCCAGCCUGGUCAGGCAGCAGACAUUCCCUCAGUAUGAGACAAGCAGUACCACCGCCAGUCCCUUCUUUAAGCCUCCUGCUCAGCACCUCAACGGUUCUGCAGCUUUCAAUGGUGUAGACGAUGGCAGGUUGGCUGCAGGGGACAAGCACACAGAGGUUCCUGCAGGCCAUGGUCCAGUUGAUCCUUUCGAAGCCCAGUGGGCUGCGUUAGAAAGCAAGUCCAAGCAGCGUACUAACCCCUCCCCUACCAACCCGUUCUCCAGGGACUUACAGAAGACAUUUGAAAUUGAACUUUAGGUGAUCUUUAUGGCAUAUGUAUCUUGUCUGUACUUAGGCAAGGGCAGGGCAUGAACAUCAAACAAGCAAAGGGGACCUGGUCUUCCCGGUCAGUCCACUUCUCACUAACCCUAAAGGAGCAAGUCCAGGCACCGAGUGCUGUGAGGGGUGAUCUGGAAAGAAGUGGGGAAAACCAGUCCUAGAAAAGACUUGCAGCUAGACUAAAGAAGCCAAGGAAAUGUCGCCCUCUGUACCUGCCUCCCUCACCCCCUUACAAACCUCUGGCAACAGAGAGGCAGAAGAAUCUGAACAGGAAUCUGUAUUCAAAGCACAUUUUACUGGAAUAGAAAACAGUAGGAAGCAAAAUGACCUCCUUUCAUUUUUCAGACCAUUCACCUACUUCCUCCUAGUACUGGCCUGUCUUAGAGGCCAGGAACAACGUGGCUUGUGCUCAGGCUAGGAAAAGCAGCAGGCUGUGCUGCCCGAAUUCUUAAGAGUGUGCAACAGCACUGCUCAACAGAGCUAGAUUUGGGGGGUCAAGUUGAGCUUCCAUUUUGAGUUAACAGAAUAUUAUAAAUAUAUAUCAAAAGCCAAAAUCUUUAUUUUUAUGCAUUUAGAAUAUUUUAAAUAGUUCUCAAUAUUAAAAAGUUGUAUAAGUUGUAAGUAAUCUUGCCAAAAGUAAAAGGGUUAGUUGUAAGAAAUUGUACAUAAGAUUGAUUUAUCAUUGAUGCCUAUGGAAGUAAAAAGAGGGAGGGUUGAAAGCUGCGGGCAGGAUCCUGGUCUGUCUGUGGUCAUUCAUUGUAAGUAGCACAUUGCAACAACAAUCAUACUUAUGACCAAUACCGUCACUAGAUUGUAGUUUUAAAUAAAGAAAAUGAAAGCAGUAUUGUCCUGGUUUUAAAACUAUGAUAAAACCCUAAUGUCAUUAUUUUGAUGAAAUCAAUCGAUGCUCUAGAGAAUGUUAUUUUUUAUAUAUUGUUGCAAUUUCCUUACAUUACUCCUUUAUUUUAACACUAAGGUGACAAUGACAUAAUCAUAUCCACAGAAGGGAACACAGGCUAUGUUGGUUUGUAAUGUGGGUUUUGUCCUUUAAAUUUUGUUCCUGCAAGUUUUGUGGGAAUGGGAAAUGUGGUUUUCUUCACCGUGUGCACCCUCCCCUCCCCUCCCCUCCCUCCCCUGAAUGGAAUGUCCUGUUGCCAGUUGAAGCCACUUGACCUCGGGUAACAUGAGAUUCCCAUCUCAUUUUUACUUUUGAACGUUGGCCUUACAAUCAAAUGUAAGUUAUAUAUAUAUAUAUAUAUAUAUAUAUAUACAUAAUAUAUAUAUUUGUACUGAUGAGAAUUUAUAAUCUGCUUUAACAAAAAUAAAUGUUCGUGGUAGAAGCUUUUA
This is a messenger RNA of Dipodomys spectabilis (banner-tailed kangaroo rat), 3649 nucleotides long. It is a transcript of the gene Numb, whose product is annotated as NUMB endocytic adaptor protein. NCBI's taxonomy places the organism in Eukaryota, Metazoa, Chordata, Mammalia, Rodentia, Heteromyidae. The transcript is spliced from 13 exons. Gene Ontology annotation, molecular function: cadherin binding. The record is from RefSeq and is a predicted model, not a curated record. The coding region runs from base 320 to 2281 and encodes 653 amino acids.